This is a messenger RNA of Phyllostomus hastatus (greater spear-nosed bat), 726 nucleotides long. Its product is annotated as carcinoembryonic antigen-related cell adhesion molecule 21-like. The record is from RefSeq and is a predicted model, not a curated record. Bases 31 to 726 code for a protein of 231 amino acids. The transcript is spliced from 3 exons. Gene Ontology annotation, molecular function: protein tyrosine kinase binding. Gene Ontology annotation, cellular component: plasma membrane; cell surface. NCBI's taxonomy places the organism in Eukaryota, Metazoa, Chordata, Mammalia, Chiroptera, Phyllostomidae. Gene Ontology annotation, biological process: signal transduction; regulation of immune system process.
GAGGCAGCCACAGAAGAGACAACAUACACCAUGGGGUUUCUUUCAAUCUUUACCCACAGAGGAUUUAUCCACUGUCAAGGGCUCCUGCUGGUUGUCUCACUCCUCAACUCCUGGAGCCAGCCCAGCACAGCCCGAAUGACAGUUGAGUCGGUUGAUGCUCUCGAAAGGACAGAUGUGAUUCUACAUAUCCGCCAUAGGCCUCGCAAUGCAGAAUACUUCCUGUGGUACAGAGGAACAACCAUUGACUUCCGUAAUAAUAUUGCAUAUCUUUCAGUAAAAUCUGGCAGGCAUGUAAGAGGUCCUCCAGGUGGACAAGGGAGAGUAGAGGAUGAUGGGUCGUUGUUAUUAAAGAAUGUCUCCGUGGAAGACUCAGGAAUCUACAUCGUAAUGGUCCAACUUCAAGGCUGCCAAAAAAUGAUAGCAUGUGGACACCUUACAGUAUAUCCGCUUGUGAGUGUGCCCACCCUCCAAGCUAGCAAAACCACCGUCACAGCGAAAAAGGAUGCUGUGGUCUUCACCUGUCACACAAACUAUGAUGCCAUCCAGUGGUUAUUCAAAGGCAUAAGUCUGCCACUCUCGGACAGAAUGCAGCUGUCAGUUGACCGCAGAAACCUCACUAUAGACCCUGUUCUGAUAAGGGAUGCUGGUGAUUACCAGUGUAAAGCCUACAACCCCAGGAGUUCUGGUAAGAGUGCUCCACUUAAGCUGGAUGUGAAAUUUGCGUGA